GCCGUCCAGCUCUGAAAGAAGAGGAUGAUUCACAUUUCCAGGACACCAGAGUUCUCCAACUGUGGAAGCAUUAGCUCUCUCACAUCUUCUGACCAAGACCUGAGCUCCACAGCAAGAAGCAGAUCCAGACAAAGAUCUCACUCCUGUCACAGCCCAGAGGAGAAUAAUGGUGGGAAGACAGAGAACCAGGAGAGCUUCCUCAGACCGCGCUCCAGAUCAUUUUACAAUUAUGAGACAUCGGAGAGGUACGCUGACUUCAUGAUGGGAAAUAUUUCAAAGUCGAACGAGCGAGGAAGCUUGCAGCUCAAGUAUCAAGGGGGCAAAAAGGAGGAAAAAGAGGAGAAUACAUCUCCUGUUCGAAUAUCCUCGAAGAAAUCCAAGGCAAAACAAAGCAAGCAUUCACUCACAAGGGAUCUUAAUGGCAGUAGAGGAAGUCUUAAGUCAGUGUCCAUGAUGACCAUCUCAGAAUCAGAUAACUGGGAGAUUAGUUCAAACUCUGGGAUGAAGUAUGGACAGUUUGUGGACUGGGAAAAGAUUGAUCCCGAGGCUGCGGAAAAAUACCAGCAGAUCCUGAACAGCGCUCACCACCAGAUGAAAAAAAUGGGCCGAGAAGGUUUUUGGGCCACGCCGCACACUCUGAGGGCCAAAGCAUACUAUCACAUCAUCCACAGCAUCAACUCCAGCAGGACAGCCACUCCAGAGAGAGACAAUUACUACGAACUGGCCAAGAAUCUAUUUGGAGAACAUAAAAUCAGCAACCACCCAGUCCCAGAAUAUAUGGAGGAUGGAGAAAUACCACGAUACUGCCUCAACAAAGCAGGCCUGAAUUCAGUCAAGCGGAUCCUUCUUUGCCUCGGCAAAUACUUUCCAGACAUGAACUUCUGCCCCAUCCUUCCGGCCCUGGUCUCCCUCCUCCUCCACUUCAGCCAGGACGAAGCGGAGUGUUUCUACAGCGUCUGUCGUCUGAUCUGCUACAACGAUCCCAACAAGCGUUACAUUGAUCAGACCUUCCUCACCUACCGUGCUUCCUGCAUGACCUUCGGAGACCUCGCUAACAAGUGCUGCAGAGGCAUCCGGAAGCUCAUAGCCAGCUCUCACCAGAACCUGUUUGAGUUUUACUCCGACUGGAUCAUGUGGAUAUUUGCUGACCUGCCGUUCACGUACGCCAUCAGAGUUCUGGAUGUCUACUUAUUGGAGGGUUUCAAGGUCCUCUACAGGGUGGCACUGGCUCUGCUCAGCCUUUACAAAGUCUCAGUGUCAUCUCGAGUAGCAGAUGUGGAGGACUUCAGGACAGACAUGAAAAGAUUUGUGCAGAAUGUUGUUCGUCACUGCACAGCGGAGAAGCUUCUGGAGCAAGCCUUCAUGAUACCAAUGGCCACACGGAGAGAGCUCAACCUCCUUUUCAAUGCCAACAAGGACUCCCUCAUGCAAAAAGGUGUCAGCAUCCACCAGAAGAGGCAGUCAGUGGAGACAGUCGACUUUGAAAACUUCAGCUCCAGCGUUGUAACGGGGACGGAGAUGAGAGUGGUCUGGGCCUGGAUACCUGAACGCUUUGCUCUUUUCAGUCCCAUUAGGUUGUUCAGUACAGCUGAACACGGCAGAAGCCUUGCUUCAUUCUACUCACACGUGGAGGGACAUGAACCCACAGUCUUGAUAAUCAAAACUUUGGAUGAAGAGGUGUUUGGUGCUUUCCUGUCAACGGAUUUGAUAGAAAGAAGAAAAUAUGACUGUAAUGAAGUUACAUACUUUGGAACCGGGGAAUGUUUUGUUUUCACGCUGCGUCCCAACAUGGAGCGCUACCAGCAGACGGUGGUCAACAUCAUGACCCGAAAAGCUUCUCCACAGCAGAGUCAGACCGGUGUUGGUGCAUCCUCUCAGAUUCUGAAAAGCAGCAAUACCCUCAGUGUUUCUGCCGCAUUGCUCACCUGUCCUGCUGGGACGCCCCAGAAUCCCAGCUACUUGACAGUCCCCUUCGCUGCACCUGCAGAGGAGCCCAUGACGGCAAAGGAGCCCAAGAGACACAAGGAGCAAGAAGCCUCCAUGUUCAUUGCUGGCAAUGACAGUCAGCUUGUUAUCGGUGGUGAUGGGGGCCACGCACUCUGCCUGCAGGCAGACCUGGAAGGAGGGCACACCGAGUCCUGCGACACAUUCAAGAACAUCCCACUCUGCAAGAGUCAUUUCAAGAUUCAGUCUUUGGAAGUGUGGGGCAUCCAGAACUCUAUUUCCUUCUCUCAGUGUUUUCCCUCCCAGUGAAUUGAAAUGAGAGCAACCUUGUAAAUACGUGAACCUGUUUUUCAUCAUGCUAUUAAAGUGAAUUGAAUUUUUCAA
Messenger RNA from Salarias fasciatus (jewelled blenny), 2328 nucleotides. Its product is annotated as TBC1 domain family member 24-like. The coding region runs from base 25 to 2253 and encodes 742 amino acids. The transcript has 11 exons. NCBI's taxonomy places the organism in Eukaryota, Metazoa, Chordata, Actinopteri, Blenniiformes, Blenniidae. The record is from RefSeq and is a predicted model, not a curated record.